AUGGAUAUCGAUGGAGUUAAAAAAAAGAUAAAAAGUCUUCGCUCAUAUUUUUCCAAAGAGCAUCAAAAAGUCAUCAGGAAAAAGAGCGGUGCUGAAUCCGAUGAGAUUUAUGUUUCACCGUGGUUUGCUUACAAACAACUCUUAUUCACUGCUGACUCGGUGACGCCGCGGGAAACUAGAGAAAGUAGUACUGAGGAUGAAAAGGACACGCCGGCUGAAAUAUUAAAUAGAGAAAACUCUGCGACUUCGCAGUCUACGUGUAUAUCUGAAGACGAGCAUGAAUUUACCCUACCACCAAUAAGAAAGAAGAGAAAUAUUAAAAGUACAACGAUUGACGAUAAAGAGGCGGAAGCUUACAAUUUUAUGAAAAAAACUAGUGAAGAAUUAAGUCGAAAAGAUGAGUUCACUACUUAUGGACAAUUGAUAGCUCAUAAAAUUCGAAACCUUAAUACAUUUAAUCGGCUUAUAGCUCAACAACGCAUAAACAAUAUACUCUUUAAUCUGGAAAUGCAACAGAUAACUGGUGCAGCAGCAACGCAUAAUGUUACCGAGAUGCGGAAUGGAACUGAGAUGAGGAAUGCGACUGAGAUACAGAAUAUGACUGAGAUACAUAAUGUUACUGAUAUGCGGAAUAUGACUGAGAUACAUAAUUUUACGGAGAUACCGGAGACACAGGCUGAUUGA
This is a messenger RNA of Acanthoscelides obtectus, 684 nucleotides long. The record is from the annotation of a GenBank genome assembly. NCBI's taxonomy places the organism in Eukaryota, Metazoa, Arthropoda, Insecta, Coleoptera, Chrysomelidae.